AUGUGGGGGUAUAGAACUAUAAUUCCCGACAAGUUCAGAGCGGCAUUAUUGCGAGAGUUACAUUCUGUACAUUCGGGUAUGAGCAGCAUGAAAGCAAUAGCACGCUCGUACUUCUGGUGGCCAAAGCUCGACAGCGACAUCGAGGACAUAGCGCGUAGGUGCGAAAAUUGUAUCCAAAUAAGACCAGCACCGCCGAGGGCCGUACUCUUCCCGUGGACAUGGCCGGAGCAACCGUGGACACGUUUGCACGUGGAUUUUUUAGGUCCUUAUAAAAAUAAGAACUUCCUUGUUGUCAUCGACGCGACUUCGAAAUGGCUCGAAGCAUUCGAAACUAAUUUGUGUACGGCGAGUACCAUAAUAACUAAAAUGGAAGAAUUGUUCGCGCGUUUCGGAGUUCCCAAAUCGAUCACGUCAGACGGGGCAAAAUGCUUCACGGGGUCCGAAUUUAACAGAUUCUGUACCAACGGGGGUAUUAAGCACUUAGUUGGAGCACCGUUUCAUCCAGAAACAAACGGCGCGGCCGAGUCGGGAGUCAAAAUCUUAAAAAAUUUUUUCAAAAAACAUAAAACUACCAGCACAUUGUUAAUGCAGACAUUUUUAUUGUUAUAUCGCAAUACGCCCCAUUCCACAACACACCAGUCACCAGCUAAACUAUUGUUAGGUCAUAAUACGAGAACACCGUUUGACGCACUGAUCCCCGAUACAAAAGAUGUAGUGAGUGACAAUCAAACCACCCAAAUUAAACGUCACGGUAAACGACAACAUAACAUAGGAACGGGCGAUUCCGUGGCCGUGCGCGAUUACCGGGACAAUGAUAGAAAAUGGGCAAUGGGCACGGUGAAAGAUAACAUAGGAAAAAACGUUUUCGAGGUGGAAACGGAGGAGGGGAACGUGUGGAAAAAACACUCAGAUCAAACUAUAAAAAUCCCUACUAAAGAAACAGCAUCAAAGGGGGAGACGGAUAACACCAUGGUGACUGAACUGAUAGACGAACCGGAUAAGUCAAAUAACAACGAUUCGGCAUCAAAAACGGGCCUUAACGUAGGAAGUGUAAGCCCACAGGUAGUUAGAAUAAAAAAAAAUCCCGAACGGUACCAAUCCAUAGAUUUUAGAAAAGAAUAA
Molecule: messenger RNA, 1122 nt
Organism: Metopolophium dirhodum (rose-grain aphid)
Lineage: Eukaryota; Metazoa; Arthropoda; Insecta; Hemiptera; Aphididae
Exons: 1
Coding region: 1-1122 (373 amino acids)
Biological process (GO): DNA integration
Molecular function (GO): nucleic acid binding
Source: RefSeq, a predicted model, not a curated record